Molecule: messenger RNA, 1545 nt
Organism: Aspergillus tanneri
Lineage: Eukaryota; Fungi; Ascomycota; Eurotiomycetes; Eurotiales; Aspergillaceae
Exons: 7
Coding region: 1-1545 (514 amino acids)
Biological process (GO): transmembrane transport
Cellular component (GO): membrane
Molecular function (GO): transmembrane transporter activity
Source: RefSeq, a predicted model, not a curated record
AUGGCGGAGCUGAACGAGAAGAAGGAGAUGGAGUUUCCUUCCACAGAGGGAGAAUUGAAGUCUGCAUCUUGUGUUGCGAGUACCGUUACAGAUGAACACUAUGGAAUUAAUGAGAAAGCCCUACUACGAAAACUGGACCUCCGUUUGCUUCCGCCGUUGACGGUAUUGUAUCUUCUAUCAUUUUUGGAUCGGAGCAAUGUUGGCAAUGCUCGCCUGGAGGGCCUGACGACUGAUAUCAACAUGACUGGAAACCAGUAUCUAACAGGGCUAACAUUAUACUUCAUUGGUUAUGUGCUAUUUGAAAUACCGUGCAACAUCGUGUUGAAAAAGACAACGCCUCGAAUCUGGCUUCCAACUCUCACAUUGAUCUGGGGUAUUGUGGCAACGCUUCUCGGUGUUGUGCAGAACUACGCCGGUUACCUCACGGAGCCUGUUCUUAAUGGAUCAUGCGAUCCGUUGAGACCGAAAGGCCCCAGUGAGACUUUAGCUCUUGGAAUUGCUGAAAGUGGACUUUUCCCCGGAGUCGUUUUCUACUUGUCCAUGUGGUAUAAACGAAAUGAGCGACACUAUCGAGUGGCACUUUUUUUCAGCGCUGCAUCUCUCGCUGGUGCUUUUGGUGGUAUUCUUGCUUGGGGUAUUGGACACAUGCGAGGAGUCGGGGGAUAUAACGGAUGGAGAUGGAUCUUUAUCCUGGAAGGGCUUGUGACAGUGGUCACGUCUGUUAUUGCCUACAUUUGGGUGUACAACUAUCCUUCAACCGCCGAGUUUCUUUCAAAAAAAGAGCGAGAAUAUAUUCAAUUCCGCCUGAAAAACGACAACGACUCCAUGCGCGACGAGAAAUUCACUUGGUCGGCAGUAGCAGACGCAUUCAAAGACCAUAAGGUUUGGCUUUAUGGGCUUGGGUUUCACACCAUGUCUCUCCCGAUGUAUACUUUGUCUCUUUUCCUGCCAACUAUCAUCAAGGAGCUGGGUUACACUGCUGCGGAAGCUCAACUACUCUCGGUGCCUCCCUACGCUGUCGCAUUCAUAUUUACCGUCACGGUUGCCAUAUUUUCAGAACGCACUCAGAUCCGCGCGCCAUUCAUCAUGGGAUCAUCGAGUCUGGCCUGCAUUGGCUAUAUUCUCCUCCUCACCGACCACCGGCCUGGGAUAUCCUACCUAGGGACCAUCUUUGCUGCGGCGGGUAUUUACCCCGCUGUCGCUAUUGUGCUUUCAUGGCCGGCAAACAAUGUCUCCGGACAGACUAAGCGUGCCAUCGCCAAUGCCAUGCAGAUCUCGAUCGGCAAUCUCGGAGCCGUUCUGGGGACCCAGCUCUAUCGCACGGAGAUGAGUCCUCGAUAUUAUGUCGGACAUGGAUUUUCUCUGGGAUAUCUCCUGGCAAAUAUUCUGGUGGUUGGAAUUCUGUGGAAGGUCCUGAAAUGGGAAAACGCCGAGAAGGCUCAGGUGCGCGAGAGGGAAGGUUUACAAGCCCUGAUGGGGGAUAUUGGUGAUGUGGAGGAUGAUUUCCGAGGAGAUAAGGAUCCUCGGUGGAUAUUCCAGACUUAA